UUGCUCCAUUCCUCUUUACUUUACUCUGUUGGGCAGAGUUGAGGCGUUUCUAGCAGCAGCAGAUCUAACUACCUGCACAGGAGCCACCAUGGCGACUCCUCUCACCGACCAAGAGAAGCGCAAACAGAUCAGCAUCCGGGGGAUCGUGGGAGUGGAGAACGUGGCCGAGCUGAAGAAGGGCUUUAAUCGCCACCUGCACUUCACCCUGGUGAAAGACAGGAACAUAGCAACGCCCAGGGAUUACUACUUUGCUCUGGCCCACACUGUUAGAGACCACCUGGUGGGGAGAUGGAUUAGGACGCAACAGUUCUACUAUGAAGCAGACCCCAAGAGGGUUUAUUAUCUGUCCCUGGAGUUCUACAUGGGCCGGACGCUGCAGAACACCAUGAUCAACUUGGGCCUGCAGAAUGCCUGUGAUGAGGCCAUCUACCAGCUUGGCCUGGAUAUGGAGGAGCUGGAGGAGAUCGAGGAGGAUGCAGGACUGGGGAAUGGAGGGCUGGGCAGGCUGGCAGCAUGUUUCUUGGAUUCCAUGGCCACCUUGGGUCUUGCAGCAUAUGGUUACGGUAUCCGAUAUGAAUACGGCAUCUUUAAUCAGAAGAUAAGAGACGGUUGGCAAGUGGAGGAGGCAGACGAUUGGCUGAGGCAUGGAAACCCCUGGGAGAAGGCCCGCCCUGAGUAUAUGCUUCCUGUUCACUUCUAUGGACGUGUAGAGGAGACUAGAGAUGGACCCAAAUGGGUUGACACUCAGGUUGUUUUGGCGAUGCCUUACGACACGCCCAUUCCUGGCUACAUGAACAACACUGUGAAUACGAUGAGGCUGUGGUCAGCCCGUGCACCGAAUGACUUCAACCUGAAAGACUUUAAUGUAGGAGAUUACAUAGAAGCUGUUCUGGACAGAAAUCUGGCUGAGAACAUCUCCAGAGUCCUCUAUCCAAAUGAUAAUUUCUUUGAAGGAAAGGAGCUCCGUCUGAAGCAGGAGUACUUUGUAGUGGCAGCCACUCUCCAAGACAUCAUCCGCCGCUUCAAGACCACUAAGAAGGAGAGCCUCAAGAGGACCUGCUUUGAUGGUUUCCCAGAUAAAGUGGCCAUCCAGCUGAAUGACACCCAUCCUGCCAUGGCCAUUCCCGAGCUGAUGAGGAUCUUUGUGGACAUUGAGAAACUUGACUGGGACACGGCCUGGGAUCUCACCAGGCGUACGUUUGCUUACACCAACCAUACGAUUCUCCCUGAGGCUCUGGAGCGCUGGCCUGUGGAGCUGCUGGAGAACCUUCUUCCCAGACACUUGCAGAUCAUCUACCAGAUCAACCAGGCUCACCUGGAUAAAAUUGCUGCCCUCUUUCCCAAAGACAUCGACAAACUGAGGAAGAUGUCUCUGAUUGAAGAGGACGGCUGCAAGAGGGUGAACAUGGCCCAUCUGUGCAUCGUAGGAUCUCACGCUGUCAAUGGAGUUGCCCAAAUACACUCCAACAUCAUCAAAACCCAAGUCUUCAAGGACUUCAGUGACCUAGAACCGGGCAAAUUUCAGAACAAAACUAACGGCAUCACUCCCAGACGCUGGCUGCUCCUCUGCAACCCUGGACUGGCUGAGCUCAUCGCUGAGGUCAUUGGGGAGGACUACGUGAAGGACCUCAGCCAGCUGAAAAAGCUGAAUGACUUUGUCGACGAUGUGGCCUUCAUCCGUGACGUCUCAAAAGUCAAACAGGACAAUAAGCUGAAGUUCGCCCAGUAUCUGGAAAAUGAGUACAGGGUGAAGAUCAACCCAUCCUCCAUGUUCGACGUCCAUGUCAAGAGGAUCCAUGAGUACAAACGGCAGCUGCUAAACUGUCUUCACAUCAUCACCUUGUACAACCGCAUCAGGAAGAACCCCAAUGCACCUUUCGUACCACGAACGGUGAUUAUCGGAGGAAAGGCUGCACCUGGAUACCACAUGGCGAAAUUGAUUAUUAAGCUGAUUACAUCUGUGGCUGAUGUGGUCAAUAAUGAUCCUGUGGUAGGAAGCAAGCUGAAGGUAAUCUUCCUGGAGAACUACAGGGUUUCUCUUGCAGAAAAAGUGAUCCCUGCAACAGAUCUGUCAGAGCAAAUCUCCACCGCUGGCACUGAGGCUUCAGGAACGGGCAACAUGAAGUUUAUGCUGAAUGGAGCUCUGACCAUCGGAACCAUGGAUGGAGCCAACGUGGAGAUGGCAGAAGAGGCGGGAGAGGAGAACCUGUUCAUCUUCGGCAUGCGGGUGGAGGAUGUGGCCGAAAUGGACAAGAAGGGAUAUGAUGCCAUGUCCUACUAUGAUAAAAUCCCUGAGCUGAAACAAGUAAUGGAUCAGAUUGCAAGCGGAUUUUUCAGCCCCAAGAAUCCGGAGCUUUUUAAGGACCUCACUAACAUGCUCUUCAAACAUGACCGAUUCAAAGUGUUUGCAGACUUUGAAGACUACAUAAAAUGCCAAGAAAAAGUCAGCAAGCUCUAUCAGAAUCCAGUGGAAUGGACAAAGAUGGUAAUCAAGAACAUCGCAGCAACAGGAAAGUUCUCCAGCGACAGAACCAUCACAGAAUAUGCUACUGAGGUGUGGGGCAUGGAGCCCACCGACCUGAAGAUCCCUCCCCCUAGUGAGCCCAGGGAGGCCAUCGAGGAAACGGUCAAAGCUCUGAAGAAAAUGUGAAAAUGUUUCGCAUCCCCUGGGCUGCCAUUUCGUUUACAGAACAAAGCCUUUA
Molecule: messenger RNA, 2702 nt
Organism: Cyprinodon variegatus (sheepshead minnow)
Lineage: Eukaryota; Metazoa; Chordata; Actinopteri; Cyprinodontiformes; Cyprinodontidae
Gene: pygl
Product: phosphorylase, glycogen, liver
Exons: 20
Coding region: 89-2650 (853 amino acids)
Biological process (GO): glycogen catabolic process
Cellular component (GO): cytoplasm
Molecular function (GO): glycogen phosphorylase activity; pyridoxal phosphate binding
Source: RefSeq, a predicted model, not a curated record